AUGGGUGACACAGAUCAGUCUUCUGUUGUUACAUCGAGUAUUCUCAAUACAUCAGUGGAAGUGAUAGAUGAGGACGACCGAGCAGACGACGCUUCGGUCUCAGGCGACUCUGGUUUUUGGGAUGUUGAGUCUUCCACCUACACUGUAGCAUCCAGUAUCUAUGACUACGAAGAAGCCCACGGUCGAACAUACCACGCCUUUCACCGCGGCCAGUACCUCUUUCCAAAUGACAGCGCCGAGAUCGAGCGCAUGGAAGUGAAAUAUCAUGCCGUCCGCCUUGCGCUCCACGACAAUCUAUUCUUCGCUCCCAUCAAAGACCCGCUGUCGGUAUUAGACGUGGGCACAGGUGCAGGCGCUUGGUGUAUCGAUGUGGCAGACGCCCAUCCCAACGCUCUCGUCAAAGGCAUUGACCUAUCACCUAUCCAGCCAAAUAAUGUCCCGCCAAAUUGCGUCUUUGAGAUUGCCGAUGCCGACGAUGAUUGGACGUUCAGCCAGAAGUUCGAUCUGAUACAUACCAGGAUCAUGAACGACUUCUCGCUGAAGUCUUGGUGGCAUUUCUUCACCGAGGCCUACGCCUCUCUAUCAGUCGGAGGUUGGGUUGAGUGUCAGGAAUUUGACUGGCGCCGCCGCUCAGACGAUGGCACGAUAGAGCCAGACAGUAGGCUGGAACACUGGGAAGAUGAACUAUUGGCUGGCCUCAAAAAGGUUGGCCUCAGGGGUCGCUGUGACCCCGAACUCGUAAUGCAGCAGAUGCGUGACGUGGGCUUUAUCAAUGUUCAUCGCAAGAAUUUCAAGUUGCCGAUCGGGCCAUGGGCGAAAGACCCAACAAUGAAGCAAGCGGGACUCUUUGGCUUAGUGAAUCUGAUAGAUGGAAUACAGGGCUUGAGUGCGAAGAUCUUCACAGAAUUGCUAGGAUACGGAAUGGCCGAAUUGGAACUGUUGCUCAUGGAAUGUAGGCAAGAGCUCAGGCAGAAGAGCGUGCACAGCUAUUACCCCGUGUACGUGAUUAUGGGGCAAAGGCCUCUGCUAGAACAACGUAUGUAG
Messenger RNA from Lithohypha guttulata, 1044 nucleotides. RefSeq lists its product as uncharacterized. The transcript has a single exon. NCBI's taxonomy places the organism in Eukaryota, Fungi, Ascomycota, Eurotiomycetes, Chaetothyriales, Trichomeriaceae. The record is from RefSeq and is a predicted model, not a curated record. Bases 1 to 1044 code for a protein of 347 amino acids.